AUGGAAUAUGUAGAAUGGGUAAAUGAGGCUUGCCAAGCAUUCGAAGAUGCUUUAAACCAGGGAAACGUAGAAACAGCAAAUUAUAUGGCUUCACAAUUAAUGCAAUAUGAUGCUAAAAUUCAAGUCGCUCUAGAUUUAACUUCCCCUCCACCUAUCUCUGUUAUUCCAUCUACCCCUAAUUAUAAUCAAAAGCCAGCCCAAAAUCAAGCUCCAAGAGGGCCAAUAUAUACUAAAGCAAAUUCUCAGCAAAGAUCAAUCAAUAGCAUUGAUAAAGCUAAUCUUAAAGAACAAUUAGUGAGUAUGGGCUAUUCCCCAAUUAUAGCUCAGCAAGCAGCAAAAAGAUUUUGCAAUAUUGAGGAUGCUCUUAAUUGCCUAUCAAAUAAGCAUUAG
Messenger RNA from Blepharisma stoltei, 390 nucleotides. NCBI's taxonomy places the organism in Eukaryota, Ciliophora, Heterotrichea, Heterotrichida, Blepharismidae. The record is from the annotation of a GenBank genome assembly.